This is a messenger RNA of Mytilus trossulus (common blue mussel), 6506 nucleotides long. RefSeq lists its product as uncharacterized. Bases 153 to 3974 code for a protein of 1273 amino acids. The record is from RefSeq and is a predicted model, not a curated record. Gene Ontology annotation, cellular component: chromosome, centromeric region. Lineage: Eukaryota; Metazoa; Mollusca; Bivalvia; Mytilida; Mytilidae. The transcript has 16 exons.
GUACCACACUUAAAACAUUUCACUGACCAAACAAUUUUCCGGUUUUAAGGCGGUUUUAUCAAAACAAAAAAUGCACACACAAUAUUUUUGAAAACAUAACAAGAUAAAAUCACCAGAGGCAUUGAAUGGUUAGCCCAUCAAAUAAAUAAAAGAUGAGUUUCAUAAAGGCUAGAAUAAAUCCAAACAAAGGACCUCCAGAUAUGUUUGAAGAGUUGUAUCAAAGAAGUCCAGUUCCUAAGAAUCUGUUUAUGAAUUCAUCAGGAAUCAGUGUUAAUACUUCAACACAGGGACAAUCACUACAUGUACAGAAAAGUCACAUCUUUAACCAGUUGAAGUCACAAAAUUCUUUUAAAUCCCCUCCAGCUAUUUAUACCUCUAAAAGUUUUCAUGAACAGAGUUUACAGAAAUCAAAUUACACAAAUCUUGAAUUACCUAGACAGAGCAAUGCUGUACAAUUAUCUAACACUGAAACUUUAAACAUACAAAGGAAUGGUUCAAAAGACAACUUUGAUGGAGAUAUAAGUAACAAUAGUAGAUCAUCCUGGCAGAACAAUACAUUUCGUAGCGACAUUCAAGAUAAUAACAAACUAAAUAGACUUGAUGAGGUGGAUGGGGUAGGCCAUAAAAGCAGUGCUAGUUUUUCUUAUAACAAUUCAGUUGAGUCUUCUGAAUCUCAAAGUGAAGUUUUAACAGACAGAUCAGUUAGAAGUUCUGCUGGAGUUUCUAUGUCAGCUGCUGCUAUUUUUAAAAAGAUAAAACUUCUAUCACCAAAUAAAGAAUUAGAAAGCAUUUCUAUUGAAAACCAGGAAAACCAUGAUCCUGAAUCAAGUUCAAAUGUCAGUUCAAAUGAUUAUAGAUAUCCAAUAGAAGUGAAUGUUGAGACUAGGAAAGAGGUCACACAUGUAGGGACAAUGAAUCGUCAAGAUGAAUUUAUACAGGAGGCAUUAAUUGAAAGGGUUACAAAUUCCAGUGAUGUGAUACAGAACCAUGAUUUACAGAUAUGUAAAGAUGAUGAAGAACCGGACACUUCCGUAUACAAACUAUAUAGCUGGAUUAUCAAACCGAUCCCUGAAGUCAAAGGGAUCUGUGUCGAAGGGAAAAAGAAUCCAAAUGAUGAACAGUUUUUUCAAAGUAGUAUAGUGACAACUCGUAUUAAGAAGAACGAAGUAAGCACUUUAAAUGGAUCCAAGUAUAGAUUGAUUGGGAAUAUGGAAAAACAGGAUGCUUUGGAAGCAGGUAUUACUGAGGAUGUUGUGAAAGACUUUACUAAAGGUUUUCCAAUUAAAUGGAAAGCCAAAAUCUCAGAGUACUUUGAUAAGGUGAAGUUUGUUGAUGAGACACAUGACACACUUGAUGAGGAGAGAUUAGAAGCUGGGGCAGUAAAUGAUAUUGCAGUUGAAGAUAAGAUCCCUGAUGAGAUUAACCAUCUACAAGAAUCACAUGACAGACUUUCAAGUGAGAAUGUCCUGACAGACUGGAUUAUCAGACCAAUAGGAACAUCAGAUAUCUGUGUUGAUGGUAAAAAGAGUGGUACAGAAGAAUACUGGCAUAGCACUGCUAUAGAUUACAUCAUAGACAAAAGAACCUUGGUAACAACGUCAGGAACUGUCUAUAAAAUACAGGGUCAAAUAUCACAGCUGGACAUGUUAGAAUCAGGAUUUUCAAAGAGAGUUAUUAAGAUGUUUAUUAAUGGUUUCCCUAAAUCUUGGAAGAUUUAUGUAAAAGAACAUCUCAAUGGUUUAAAUAGACGUAGUAGGACAGAGCGUUAUCUCACACCAAAAGCACAAAAGCCAGGGACAUCUGAUGUGUCGUCUGAAGUUUAUACACCCACUGGGAAGGUAGAAUUAGGCACUUUGAAGACAACAAGGAGUGGAAGAGUAGUUAAACCUACUCUAGCAUGGUGGGCAGGUCAAAGGGUUAAAACUUAUGAUGACAAUACGUUUGAAACAACUUACAUUUCAUCACACACUCCUGAAAUAUUGAAAGAAAUGUCUGAAACAUACAAAGCAAGGCAUCUGAGUACAUCAAAAAAUAAACGAGCCAAAAUUUAUAGCAGCGACAGCUCUGCAGCUGAAAAAUAUAAAAGUACAGAUAAAAAUACACCAGUGAAAAUUAACAGAAGUGGAAAAAGGAUCUUGGAUAGACAGCCCAAACAAAAAAGAUUGUCAGAAAAAGCAAAAAAUGGAAGUUAUAGUUAUGACAAUAAGAAUGUUAGAUCUCAUGAUCCCUCAGACGACUGUAGGACCACAGGGCAUAGCAAAACUACAACCUCGUUAAAUAGUGCUGAUGAGGAUCUAGAUAGUUUAGUAGAAGAUUUAGAUAAUACUGUCACACAAGCAAAACUAAAAAGAAAAACACCUGUGGUAAGAAAAGAUACAUGUUACAGUCGGACAGGCAAGUCAAAAAAGACUUCUAACAAGACUUCUGAUGAUACAUAUUCAGUUGAUUUAGAUCAGGAUUUUGAAGAGGACACAAACGUUAAAGGUCAAAAAUCUAAGAAAGGUCGUAAAAGUACAGUUUCUUCAAAAUCAUCUGCAGUGCAAAACAAGAAUGGCAAUAAGGGUACUAAUUCUAAAAAACUUGACCAAAGUAAAAAUAAAUUAUCAGACAAUUCCAGGUCACGUAAACUAAGAACAAAUGAUCACAGAAAGAAGAAAAGUAUUUCUUCUGAUGAAGAAUCUAAUGAUAGUGAUGGUGAUAUAAGUAAGAAGACUGGAACUGUUAAGAACUCAGAAGAUUCAGAUCAAGAUUUAGAAGAGGAUACGAACGUCAAAGGUCAAAAGUCAAAUUUGAAAUCAAAAAAAGGUCGUAAAAGUACAGAUUCUUCAAAAUCAGUUGCAGUGCAGAAUAAAAAUGGUAAUAAGGGUACUAAUUCUAGAAAACUUGGAAAGCAGAGUAAUUAUCAAAGUUCAGAUACUCCAAAAUUGAGUGAAAAUUCCAAGAAAAAAGACCUAACUUCAAGGUCUUUGCGAAAAAGAACUGAUAAUUACAAUGAAAGGACGAAGAAUUGUAUCUCUUCAGAAGAAGAAUCUAGUGAUGAUGAUGAUGAUUUUAGUAAGAAAACUGGCACUGUUAAGGCUAAGAGAACACAAAGCAGGAUUAAUAAACCAGCAGAAAAGCCUAAGGAUGAGCAAGUCAGUAAGAAAAAGACUGGUACCAUCAAAGCAAAAGAUAAACAAAAUGGUGCAAAGAACAUUUCACAAAAAGUGAUAGAGGAAUUAUUACCAUGGUCCAAACAGGAAGUUAACACUCUAAAUAAUGCAAUAGCCAGUAUACCGGGAGAUAAUCCCUCUUUCUGGGAGAUUGUCGCAGAGAAAGUUGGUACACGAACAAGUGAAGAAUGUAUUGCAUGGUACUACAAAGAUGUCCCUAAGUCAACAAAGAAAAGAAAAGUCAAUAAUGCAGUGAAACCUAAUGAAGUUAGAGCUAUAACAGCAGGAAAGGGUACUCUUAAGAGAAAACAACAGCUAAGAGAUCUGAUAGAACACCAUAAUGAUGGCUAUGAGGAUGAUUUAUUUGAUUCUACUCCAUAUAGAAACCAAGACAAUGUAAAGGUACCAAAACUGAUGGAUGACAGUGAUGGUGACAUAUUUGAAGAGAUGUCCAGAAAACAUCCACACCUUCUCAACAAGAUCUACACACCACUGACCAGGGUCCAUCUAGAUCCAGUCUCAGAGAAAAAGACUCCAGCUACCUCCUUAGAAAGCCCAUGGACUAAUAUUGACAGGAAAGAUGCUGAUCAUUACAUCCAUCAGCUGCAGAAGAGGCGUCAAAUGAAGGGGCGUAAAAUUUUAGAUAAAAAUCAAACUCCUGUCAACAAAAAAUCACAAAAAACUACAGCAUCACCCACUAAGAAUUUGUUUGGAAAGUCAUUUGACAGCCAGAGCUUGUUCAUGGAUGAUGCCAGCUCUUCAGAAAAUCAUGACAACUCAGAUGAAGAAGCUGAUUAUUAUUUCUCUGACAUGGAGAAUUGAUUAUCAUUAAUUUUUUUACCCAUACACUUUUUAUUUCAUCAUUCGAUCAUUUUAUUUUUUUGCUGUCAUUUAUAUUUAGAUUUUAUUCAGAUUUAUCAACUGUUAUAUUUAUUUUGCAUUCAUUUUCUUACAGUUGUGUAUGUUAGCCUCAGCCUUAGUCAGUUAUUCUUCAGUAACAUCAACUUAAAUAAGUUUUUAUUCAAGAUGUAAUAAUUAUUGACCAUUGAUAUUUUUAUACUGUAGCAUUAGUAUCAGUAGACUUCAAAGAUUAUUUGAGGCUUCACUGUCUUAAUAAUGUUUCUGCAAUGAUUUUUUUUCAUUCUGUUUAGUUUCUUGAUUUAGUGUGUUUAUAGUGUGUUGCUUAUACCAGACUUUCAUAUAAUAUUUGUUAUGGUGUUGUAGUCCUACAUCUUAGCUUCAAAGAGAAUGUGUGGUUUGUGUCAAUAUCUUUUAAAGUUUUACAUUGUUCAAAUGUCAAAUUUUCUGAUAAAGUGUAUGUCUUUUGAUAAUAUUUGUUUUGUUGUUGCAUUUGAACUUGUGCAUUUUAGUUCUACAAGCAGUAUAGUAGGCUUUAGAGUUCUUGUAAUGUGUACAUGUCCAUCUAACUUUGAUAUCAUUUUUGGGGUUCAUUUAUAAUGUUAAGUUGGUGUGGUAUCUGUAGUAAACCUUGAUGUCAAAAACUUUCAUAAAAAUAAAUCAACCAAUAUCAGAUUAUGCAGGCCAGGUUUUUCAGCAUGUACGCUUUUGUUUUAAUUUGGUUACUGUAAAAAGUCUUAUAAUUUAUUUUUAAAAAUGAUUCAUUUUAGUAUACAGUAAACAGGUGUCUUGUCCAUUAAUUUUACAAUGAAUUUGUUGUCAUUUUUUAUUGUUAUUCUAUAUUUGUUACAUGUACAGUGUAAAGAAUCAACUUUUAUAUGUUUAUAGUGUAAUUUAAAACUAAUGUAAAAAUUGUGGACUUUAAAAUUGAAUAAUAUCUACUUAUAUGUAUAAUGCAAAAAGUAAAAUUACAAAAUACUGAACUUACAAUCAAUUGGGAAAGUCCAUCAUCACAUGGCAAAAUCAAAUAACAAAACGCAUCAAAAACGAAUGGACAAGAACUGUCAUAUUCCUGACUUGGUACAGGCAUUUUCUAAUGUAGAAAAUGGUGGAUUAAACCUGGUUCUAUAGCGCUAACCCUCUCACUUUAAUAACAGUCUCAUCAAAUUCUGUUAUAUUUACAUUGAUGUGUUAAAUAAACAGACACAAUAAAUAAAAUAGUCAAACUAUGGGUACAUCAGUCAUCAUGUACAAUAUUGUAUAAUACAAUCAUACAUGAAAAUCUCAUUCAAAGACCUAAAAUUAUUUCUCCACUCUAGGAGUGUGAGCUGCUUGCUUUCAGCCUGUUCAUUUGUAAGUUUCUUCAUCCAAUAUGUGUAAUCCCAUUUUUUUCUCAGGUCCUACAGUGGCUCUUUAUUUGGUGGGCAGCUAAAAAGUGAUUAGUUGUAAUAUGAUAGCACUGUUCAGGUCUGUUAGACACACUAUUCCUGUUUGCCAAUACAUUAAAUUGUUUAAUUAUGUUUAGUUAACUUUAAUUUUCUUAACACACUUUUAACAUGUACAAGUGAACAAAAUUACUUCCUGUUAAAUCAGCAGCUUGACAGUGAUAAGUAAGUACAAUAGUAUUGCCAUGGGAGGCCUGUACUAUAAAGGAAGAAGAAGAUAUAAAGUGUAAACAUUUUUCUGAUCUGCCAGAAACCCACUUUCUGUUUGCUGAUAUUUUGAAUUGAUGUGAUUGAAUGGAGAAAUUGGUCACAGUGACACCAUCCCUUUUAGUCGCAUAAGAUUUUUUAGAUUGUAAGUGAAAAUUCAAGUUUUGGGUACGGUAUUUUUCAUUGAAAAGCAACAUAUAUUUGCAUUUCAUUUUAUGGGGGAGCCCUACCUUUGUCAUGUUUUAGUGAAUAAGGAAGUUUUUUAAUUUUCAGUUUAUUUGGAAUGGCAUGUUAUUUUGAGUUCUUUGGAGUCGAGUCCGUAGACAUUUGAUAUUUCGACUCUUUUUUUCAAUCAUUGCACAUUUAUUCAACUUUUUCAAAUUUUGUCCUAUUAGGCCUUUUAUAGCUGGCUAUGUGGAUUUUGCUGAUUAUUACCUAUAGUUGCUUACAUCUACAUCAUUUGGACGCUGGUUGAUUGUUGUCUCUUUGCCACUCGUACCAUAACUCCUUACUAUUACCUUGUAUUGUUAAAUGAUAUUUCCUGCUUAUAAUUAGAUUUAUCAUGUGCUGCUUAUAUAUAACCUUAACUAACAUUGUAGUGGUAUUUCCAUCACCAAUAUCAUAUGUAUAAAAUUGGAAGAAUCCGUGUGAUGAUGAAGCUGUUAAUAGAUUCCCUGGAAUGAUGCACGUGUAUGUGAAGGAAAAUUCUCUGAAAAAUGAUUUUACUUCAUUGUUAAGGUUUUUUUUUAUUAUUAUUUUAGAAAUCAAUCAAGUGUAAUAGCUUAACAAUUUUAGAACACAUUUCAUCUGGUGAAAGACUGCUUUUUAAUAAAGCUUAAAACAA